Molecule: messenger RNA, 2691 nt
Organism: Rhizoctonia solani
Lineage: Eukaryota; Fungi; Basidiomycota; Agaricomycetes; Cantharellales; Ceratobasidiaceae
Product: Ras GTPase-activating-like protein ngap
Exons: 9
Coding region: 1-2691 (896 amino acids)
Biological process (GO): regulation of GTPase activity
Source: RefSeq, a predicted model, not a curated record
AUGCCAGAGUCAGGAUGGGAGGCGCAACGUGCACAACCACGGCCUGCUCCUCAGUAUGAGCGUGAAUUUACAUGCACAGAAGUAGAGGUAUUUUGUGGACCAAGUUCCAAAGGUCCGCCUUUCAAGAAGGUUCGCAAAGACAAGCGAGAGAGUCAUCAUAAUUCCAGGCUUGAAGAUCCCCCUCCUAAGCUUCGAGAACGUCCUAGCUGGCUCAGCAUAUCGCGUCAGCCCAGUUCAAGCUUAUCAUCAGGCUCCUGGAGGCCAGUCACUUGUAACCUUCAGGACGAGAGAGGAGAAGCUACACUCCGCUUAUUUACCGAAGAUCAGCACCUUCAUAGCUCCAUUCAAAUCAGCAACUGUUUUGCACCGUGCCUACGCAUCGUCGAUUCCAGCCUCUUUACGCGCCCUCACGUCCUUGUCAUCCAUGCCUAUAAUUCAGCAAAUACGGCACCUCAACCUAGCACAAGCAAUACAUCAGCCACGACGUGCGAGCCAGUGUAUCUUGCAUUCCGUAGUCGAGAUACCCUCAGCUCCUGGCUCGUUCUCCUCCGUUCAUUUGCCCGUGCGGAUAUCCGACCCCAUCCUUAUCCUGUUGGGUACGCUUUCCCACAACACAUUGGGUAUCGUAUCUGGCGGCAGCUCCAGAUCGCAAUUUUUGCAGGGCGGAAAUUGAGCAGGCAUGUUCACGGAGCGGGAUCUUCGGACGAGUCUGUUUCGAGGGAUGGUGGGGACGCAUCCUCUGACCGGUGGGAAGGAAUGUUCGAAAUAUCUCUCAACGGACUUGUCGUAGGCCGGACUGGGUACAAGUUUCUUCCUGGCCCUGCUUGGUUGACUGAGCGUAUUACGAUCAACGACCCGCCAAUGGGUGGCGGGAUAUGGGCCGGCUCGACGGGGCAGGGAGUCUGGAUUCUCCUGGGGCCGCUCCAGAUGUUGGGUGGAGCCUGGGUCCCCUGGAUACAGCUGACGACAUCGCAUAUGGGAACGGUGCCCAUCGACCUGGGGCCAUUCCGUCGAGGAGAAGCGGUGAAAGCUUGGUGGCCAGGGUUUUCGGCCAUCAGUAACGAGCAGAAUGGCGAGCUACUGUUGGAGAUCAAGUUUGAUGAGGAGAUAGUAUUACCACUCGAAAACUAUAGCGCCAUGAAGGAUAUUCUUGCCCGGAAAAAUUAUUUUGAGUUAUGGAAUGAUCUCACAAAGCGUAUCCCUAUUCCCGCCAAGUUUCAACGCACCUCAUCUCUCUUGCACUGUAUCACGGAAAUCUUGCUCCCCAUUUGGCCGCUGGCUCGUUCUGAGAUCAUUAGUGCAAGCACAUCACCAAGCACGCUCUUUCGCGGCAACUCCACAUUAACGCGCGUGGUCGAGUCAGCAAUGGCCAUUCUAGGAGCGCAAGGAUUCUUGGAUAACAGUAUCGGGCACGUUAUAAGGGAUAUUUACCGUGACAAAGUAACUUUCGAAACCUGUCAGAGUAGUACGGGAGGACCAAACACGGCCGCCGGAAUAAUCGAAGGAGCCGAUGUGAUGACCCAUUGGUUAAGAAAGAUCUGGGAUUCUAUUUGGAGGGCGAGAAACGGAUGCCCGGAUGAACUGCGACAUCUGUUUUACCAUAUUCGUACCCAAGUUGAAGCGCGCUGGGGUUCGUCGGCUCUGCAUACAGACCUCAAGUAUCAGGCUAUUAGCGCAUUUUUGUUCCUUAGGUUCUUCAUACCUGCACUACUGCGGCCAGAACAGUACGGGUUGACCGUUGGUCCACCUCCCGAUGGCGUCGAACGAAGUCUGAAGUCGUUGGCCAGAGCGCUCCAGUCGUUGGCCAACCUGAACACUAACGUCCAGAGGGAGGAGUUCAUGCGAGGCGUCAAGGCCUUCAACGAAGAAAACGUUGAUGCUAUGAUCGACUACCUGACUUUUGUCUCAACUCCUUCCGAUCGACGCCCAGUCGUGCACAGCGUUCCUCCAUCGGUGUCUUCCAGCCACACACAUACUCCUCACUCACACACACCGGUGUCAUACAAUCCAUCUCCAGAGCUUCAAAUCCGCACUGCGCUCCAAGCGCGGUUAUCGUCUAUGGAUGCGCUACACCGCGAGUCGUUGCCCAUUUUACCGUACAUGACAGACGAAGCUCGCGAUUUGGCGGUAAUAGCAUCGGCAGUAGUCAGAAAUGCGCAUACUCCGAGUGGACUGGUGCGAUUAUUCCGUCGAGAGAUAGGUCCGAUGAACGAAGGACUCGAGAGCUUGACGGAUGGGGCCCUUGGGGUCAACAAUGUUGAUACCGGGGACGAACAAAGCAGCCAAACGGCCGAUGCAAUAGGCGACGACGAACCCGAGGUCCAUGAAGAUGUAGUCCAGUUCAUCAAAACAUGUUUUGAUAUUCAAGCCGAGGCCAUGCGGCGAGUUUUACCGAAUGCUACUACCCAGAAGAAGCUUGGCAGGAGAAGGCGAAGGCCCACCAAACAGGAUGAUAAUCCGGGUCCCAACCUUCCUGACCCGCCCAGGUCGGCAGCGAAGGCUCCGCUCACCGAAAGCUCGUACGAUGGACGGGAGUUUGGUACAAUACCUCCAUCGAUUGUGACGCCGGAUACUGGGGCAGGCACAGGGGCAGAGAAUUCUUCAGAUCAGAGUACAAGACCUGAUAUCUCUCGUCAGCCCUCGCAGAACACCCUGUCUGGUACCAAGAAGAAGAGGACAGGGGGGGAUUGA